AUGUCUGAGAGCCUACGAGACUGCAGCCCGAUAAGCGCCUCUGGAGCUCUCGGGAUGACGGCCGAUGGUCCUCGGUGCAGAACGGGCUCCCUCGAGUUCCACGGCCAGGGCCUAUCCAGAGCAGUUGAGGUUGCAAAGACGUUGGGUUGGGAUGCUUGGGAAGAUCAAUUGGAAGCCGUCCUCAGCACACCCAACCUGUUGACUAUCAUCCCCUGGAUCCUGCGUCCUAUUCAAGAACUCACAAUCACAGCGCCAAACACCCUCCUCUCCCCCACAGAUUCUCGAUCCUCCGAUCCUACGAUUGCACGCGGGGAAACUGGGUUGUCGGGAUGGGAGGAAUUGUAGGGCGCCACAGUUGGGGGGGGGUUGAGGACGGAGGCCAUGCAAGGCGCCGCAGCCCCGGACCUGGGGACGACAGCUCACCCUAAGCGCCUGGCGGGGACAGGGUCGAGGGCGCUCGGCUGUGUCGGUCGAAGCUCAGAUUUUCAAAGUUCAGCCACCAUUGGCGGGGCGAUGGGGCCGACCGUCGCUGGGGUUUGGGGGGGGGGGGGGCCCGAGAAAAGGAGGUUCGACGAGGUGUACGGUCCAGCAGUGCUCGAUGGAAAAGAAGGUCAAAAUCUGCUGAACUUUCCGGAGCCAAGAGCUGGGCUGCGCGCUGGUCAGAGCGCUUCGGCCCUCAACGAUGGGGGUGAUACGGGCUCCGAGCCACGGGUCGUUGGACCGAGACGAUGCACCCGAGUGUGCACUCGCCGACCUGGGACCCCGUUCUCCCUAGGCCUUCAUCCGACUUCCAUAUCGGUUCUCCCGGUGGACGAAAAAUUGCACGGCAGGUCGCAGGAGGGCAUUCAGGAUUUCAUUCCUCGAAAAGGGGGGAGGCCAGCCAACGAGCGUGACGGUCCUGCCUGUCCUGCCUGUCUGCUACAGACCGACGACGCCUAG
Molecule: messenger RNA, 939 nt
Organism: Penicillium macrosclerotiorum
Lineage: Eukaryota; Fungi; Ascomycota; Eurotiomycetes; Eurotiales; Aspergillaceae
Exons: 4
Coding region: 382-939 (185 amino acids)
Source: RefSeq, a predicted model, not a curated record